Messenger RNA from Xenopus laevis (African clawed frog), 1799 nucleotides. RefSeq names its product 5-hydroxytryptamine (serotonin) receptor 3B, ionotropic L homeolog (gene htr3b.L). Bases 77 to 1450 code for a protein of 457 amino acids. Lineage: Eukaryota; Metazoa; Chordata; Amphibia; Anura; Pipidae. Gene Ontology annotation, biological process: serotonin receptor signaling pathway; monoatomic ion transmembrane transport; monoatomic ion transport. Gene Ontology annotation, cellular component: membrane; postsynaptic membrane. Gene Ontology annotation, molecular function: monoatomic ion channel activity; transmembrane signaling receptor activity; extracellular ligand-gated monoatomic ion channel activity. The transcript is spliced from 9 exons. The record is from RefSeq and is a predicted model, not a curated record.
UUCUUCUGUGUUGCUGGAACUUACACCUUUGUUUGGGACUGUGCUGAAGGCUAGUUUUAAGUACAAGACAACUUCUAUGAGAGCAUCAGCUAUGGCACAUUUAUAUCUUCUUGUAACAGUUCUUUCAGUUGUCAUUCCUGUAUCUUCUGCUUCCCAUAUGAAGAAUUCAAGUGUGCAUGAUUUGACUAAUUACCUUUUGACUGACUACAGCAAAGGAGUACGACCAGUGAAAAAUUGGACCCAAGCCACCACAAUUUACAUUGAUCUCUUUAUCCAUGCUGUGCUAGAUGUUGAUGGACAGAAUCAGAAGCUGACCAGCAGUAUCUGGUACAGACAGAUGUGGCGUGAUGAAUUUUUAACAUGGAAUUCCAGCCAAUUUGAUGGAAUUGGAGAAAUUUCUCUUCCUCUAAGCGUUAUAUGGGUCCCAGAUAUUGUCAUCAAUGAAUUUGUGGAAGAUGGGAAAUACCCCGAUCUGCCAUAUGUCUAUGUGAGUUCCUCAGGAACCAUAAGGAACUAUAAGCCCAUGCAAGUGGUAUCAGCAUGCAACCUGGAAACAUACGCAUUCCCAUUUGAUAUACAGAACUGCAGCCUAACCUUCAGCAGCUGCUUGCAUACAGUGAAUGACUUGAACCUCUCAAUUUGGAGAAGUUCUAAAGAAAUCAGUGAGGAUAAAAGCAUAUUUCUGAAUGAUGGUGAAUGGGAGCUUGUCUCUGUUCCUUCCAGCUAUGAAAUCCUGCACACUCAGGGUCGAAACUUUGCCCAAGUCCAAUUCAAUCUUGUUAUACGCCGACGUCCUAUGCUCUAUGUUGUUAACAUUCUUCUCCCCAGCAUUUUGCUCAUGACUGUUGAUCUUAUGAGCUUCUACCUACCUCCUAAUAGCAAGACACGUAUAAUGUUCAAGACCAGCAUCCUUGUUGGCUACACAGUGUUUCGAGUCAACAUGGUAGAUGAACUGCCAGCUACUACCCUGAUGGUGCCAUUAGUUGGUGUGUUCUUUAUAGUUUGCAUGGCUCUCAUGGUUUUGAGUCUUGGAAAAUCAAUAUUUGUGAUAAAGUUCCUUCACAUGGACAAAGAAGAUACAAGGGGAGCCCUUGUCUCUCAGUGCCUGUCGCUAACUAAAAGUAAACAUAAGGACGACUCAGAACAGAAGUCACUAAGCUCUACCACUGAAACAGAAGAGAAUCUGGAUUGUGAAGGAGAAGCAGACAGGGCAGACUUGUUCAGUUCCACAUCUGAUGACCUGAAGAUGGGGGAGAUCCUAGCAGAGGUGGCUUUAAUCCGUUCCAACAUGCUGAAAAUGGAGUCAGAAGAAACAUGGCACAACCACUGGCUCGCCCUGUGUUACAAACUAGACAGUCUUUUAUUUAAAGCUUAUCUGCUAGUAUUCACAGCCUAUGCAGCUACCCUCGGUCUGCUGUGGUGGGCAUGGAGCUCUUAUAAGGUCUAUUAAUAAGCAUAAUCAACACUUCUUUUUAAAGAAUAUGAUUUUUCAAGAUGGUAAUAUACUGUACAUGAUAUAAUGUUUCUCCAACUGUGAGUUAUAAGGAUAUUAAAAGUAACCUUCUAUUUAUUGGGCAGCAUGGGGGAUCAGUGGGUAGCCUUCUACCUUGCAGCACUGGGGUCUUGAAUUUGAUUCCAGCUAGGGAAGGAGCUAGAUGUUCUAUACAUGGGUUUUCUCUGGUUCUACUAAAACCCCAAAACAUACAUGCAGGUGAAUUGUGACCUUAGACUGUAGUUCCACUGGGACAAGGACUGAUGUGAAUAAUGUAUAAUCUCUGCAAAGUGCUUUGGAAAUAUGU